AUGUUGAUUUGCAAAACAAUCCAAGAUUGCAACCUGGGUCCAACGACAACCGCAUCUUCGUCUUCCCGUAAACGAAGCAGAACGAAGGCCCGCAAAGGCCCGACGUUUCGACCGUCCUCAGAAACGACAUCGAAGAUUCUGACAACGACGACGUUAUCCAGCGUAACGCUCUUCAGCACCGUCUCGACGUCGACGUCGCCGCAUCUCCCUCGGCCGUCGGACUACGUCAUCGACGGCCAUGUGCACGCCGAGUGGGAACAGGGCCACAGUGGCUUUUACGACAUGGAGGUGGAGGUACGCGAAGAGGCAUCUUCAGGCCGUGCUUCACGAUACCCCACCACGUUGCUGAGCAACAAUACUCCUGGCUAUCCAAUUGCAGAUGGUCCAGUGGUGGUGGUCCGUGUCGAAGAAGUGCUACUCGUGGCCCUUGUUCUGGUCAUCUGGGUGGCCGCCAUCGCUUUAUUCUUCAACCGCUGGGGCAAGAUCCGCAUGCUGGAACCCUACCAACCGAAGUUCUGUCAGCAGCCGCACCGACCCUCCUGUCCCUUGGCGCCCCUUAGCCCCCCCGCAACGGCCAAUCAAGCUCGAAUGUCGUUUUCGAAGUACAACGUCAACGCUUUAACAGAUCCCAUGUCGGUCCUGCCUUCGCCGAUAAUCCGAAGACCUCGACAAAAUUCGGUGUUCGUCGGCAGCUCCACGGUGGCCAUGUUGAAUCCGCCGCCGAGACGCGUCAAAUCCGCCAUUGAUAUUCAACAUUUAGUCGUCAACGAACACAGUCCAACGGCGUCGCUGAAAGGUAAUAGGAAAGGUUCGAUUAUCCCGAUCCUGAACAAAGAACGUCGUCCAUCGCUCAUAACUAUCGAACGGCCGUACUACUCGCGCCACCGCCCCUCCAUCACUGUCGAUCGUCCCCACGUUCAUCAACAGCGCUCCAGACGCGUUUCCUGCUUCACCGAACGCCCUCAGAACCGCCAUCGCAACUUCAUCAGCUUCGAACAUCACAGUAUCGAGCGGAAACAACAACCGCUUCAACUAUCGCAACCGUCGUGCAGCUUCCAUCCCACCAUCAGUUUCGAAACACCGUUGGAAUCGAUGGAAUUGCCGGUUGUUUCUAGCACCGGAGCUAUUCCGAAGAUAUCACGCAGCUUCGAGCAACCGAAUUUCAACAGGGAGAAGCCGAAAACUAAUCGAAGCUCGCACAGUUUGGACGUGUGCGCUGCAAGCUUCGAACGGAGGUGUUCUAUACCGGAAGAGGAUCGGGGAUCGCCGGUGUUCGUUCAUUUGGACGAAGCCACGAUAACAGCGCCUCUGUUGGAGAGCUUGAAAAGUUCUGACGUUUGAUAAUUGUUGUGAUAAUGUUCCCUCGUAGUUCCACACAAAUCAAGCCACUUUUGUAUAGCAAUUUUUAAAACCAUUUCAUACAUAUGGGAGACCCUGUGAGUCGCAAUCAUCUUCAUACUUUAUUUGGAUUCGUUAUUUAAAAUAUCAUUAACGGAGAUGAUGAACAGGAGCGCCCCAAAAAUGGACCCUUGAGGCACUUUUAAUUUGAAAAUAGCCGAUUUAUGGGUAAAUUUAUUUGAAACCAUGAUGUAAAAUAUCGUUAAUGGAAAUUAUGAACCUUGAAGCACUCCAAUUUAAAUAUAUCUAAUUAUUUAUUAUUCCUUGCCUAUGAAAGACCCUGUAAGCCGCAGUCAUCCUCGUAACAAGUAAAUUUAUUUGAAAAUGUAAUGUAAAAUAGCAUUAACGGAGAAGAUGAACAAAAGCGCCCAAAGAAUGGACCCCUGAGGUUCUCUAAUUUGAAUAUAACCGAUUUAUGGAU
This is a messenger RNA of Psylliodes chrysocephalus, 1819 nucleotides long. The record is from the annotation of a GenBank genome assembly. NCBI's taxonomy places the organism in Eukaryota, Metazoa, Arthropoda, Insecta, Coleoptera, Chrysomelidae.